GGCCCCGCAGGACGGAAUCCUGGAGGCAGGUAUCGUAGCGGCUGUGAGUUUGCCGUGGACUCCACGAUGCCGCAAGAGCAGGAGCUGGACUUUGCUGCGCCUCCGAGGUCUCCCACACUUCUGGACGCUGUGCUGCAGAACCUCUAUGACUUUGGAGAAACAGAAAAAGCAGAAAAGACAAAGGUCAGAAAGAAAAGGGAAAAUAAGAAGAAGGAUGGCCAGGCUCUAAUGGCCCUGGUGGCAGAACCAGCUCCUGCACCUGGCUCUCUUUCUAGGCGUCAGAAGAAGAAUGCCUCCAGCUUUUUCAAGGAACUCCGAGAAGAGUUGCACUGUGCUCCUGCUGUUCCCUGCCCGGAUCCCCCCUCUCAACCAGAAGUCCAUGCUGCUGCAGUAUCGUCCUCUCCCCUGAAGAAAACAAGCGGAGGAAUAGAAGUGGUAGAAUUUCACAGCAGACAUAAGAAAAGGAAGCUGAAGCAAGAUCCAGACGAGAACGCAAAGACUAAAACUAGUGUCCUUGAGAAAGCUGCAGAUGUACAAGAAUUUAAUCUAGAAAAGGCUCGUUUGGAAGUACACCGGUUUGGCAUCACGGGCUAUGGAAAAGGAACAGAAAGAGUCCUGGAACGAGAACGUGCCAUCAUGCUGGGUGCUAAACCUCCCAAAAGUAGUUACGUGAAUUACAAGGUUUUGCAGGAGCAAAUCAAAGAAAAACAGGCAGCAGAGAAAGAAGAAAAGAAAAAGGCCCAGGACACAGAUUUUUUCAAGAAAAAGAAGAAAAAAGGGCAAGAAGAUGGGAAAUCCAAAAAGAAGAAAUCGGCUCCCAGCAUUUUGUCAAAUGGACGGAAUGGACAGAUUGGAAAAUUCAAAAAUGGAACAUUGAUUCUGAGCCCAAGUGAUAUCAAGAAAAUAAAUUCCUCAAGAGUAGUGAAAUGAAGUACUUUAUUAGAUAAAAAGAAAAAUGGCAACCAGUUUGCUAGACUUCUGGGCUUUUGCUUUAUGUUCCAAAAACUGUUUUUUCAUUUUAGAGGAAGAAAAGUCACACAGAACUACCAUUUCUAGUUGCCGAAGUGUCUGUUUUAAGGCACUGAGCAUCUGGGACAAGAUGCAGCAAGAGCUUGAAGAGAACCCACUGAAAGACACUGAAGUGUUUUCCAGCAAGUUUCACUUAAGUUUUUGCUCACUGAUGUCUGUUGCAUAUGCUUAUAAUAUGGUUCUUCAUAAGUUUACUGUUUUGAAAAAUACUAGUAAUUGACAUGUAAUUGCCUUAUAAACAUUUUUAAUGAUUUAUGUUAUAUUUGCCAUGAAUAAACAAAGCAUUUAGUAAGAUA
Ochotona curzoniae (black-lipped pika) is the source of this 1325-nucleotide messenger RNA. RefSeq names its product chromosome unknown C1orf131 homolog (gene FSAF1). NCBI's taxonomy places the organism in Eukaryota, Metazoa, Chordata, Mammalia, Lagomorpha, Ochotonidae. The record is from RefSeq and is a predicted model, not a curated record. The transcript has 7 exons. The coding region runs from base 67 to 930 and encodes 287 amino acids.